Molecule: messenger RNA, 6071 nt
Organism: Oryzias melastigma (Indian medaka)
Lineage: Eukaryota; Metazoa; Chordata; Actinopteri; Beloniformes; Adrianichthyidae
Product: hemicentin-1
Exons: 10
Coding region: 4809-5723 (304 amino acids)
Biological process (GO): cell-cell adhesion
Cellular component (GO): membrane
Molecular function (GO): integrin binding
Source: RefSeq, a predicted model, not a curated record
AAUCAAAACAAAAGCAAAAACUUUGGUUGGAAAAAUCAACCCUACUCCAACUAAAUGUAUAAUUUUACUUUAUUUUUCAUAUUUUGCUUUAAAACAAUUGGGGAGAGGAAAAAAUCUUAAUUGAAUUAACAAAACAUUAACGAUUUAUUCACCGGAGACAAAGAAAAUCAAAAAGCUGGGAAAUAAGUUAUUUCAUUAAAUUUAUUGCAAAAUUAUUAAAUAAAAGUAGGUGUCUUUUGUGUUAUUCAGUAAAAAAAUGCUUAAUGGUUGGGAGCAUCAAUGCCAAACAUAUUAUGAUUUUUAUCUCAGGAUUCAAUUAGCAGAAAAUCCGCCUCUUAUAUAUUUUUGCUUGAAAAUAAAAAAAAACAUGAGACGCGCACGCCACAUAAAUAACGUGGAAACGUUUAAAUUCAGUCAAAUGUCCUCGUGGGGGCGCUGUUGUAGCUGCAAAACUCAUGUGAGAGAUAAAAAAAAUCCCCACUAUCCAUUUUCAUUUUUAAAAGAAAAGGGCGUGUCUCGAAACAUAUUUCCGAGCCGUCCUUAAACGCAACAUCCCACCUGAGUUCCUCGACGCAGAAACAGAGAAAACAGAAAACAUUUCCACGCUUUUCCUUUUCCUUCGAGGUUCCCGAGCUUCAACUCUUUGUUUGUUCCCUCUUUCAAAGUGAAAGCAUGUGGACACUCCUCGUGUUUUUCUUCUUAACCUUCCAAACAGGAUCCAGUGAGAGUUCUUGUGAAGUUGUGAUCAGCCCCCAACAGAGUGUGGUUAAGUUUGGAGACCCCCUCACAGCCAUCUGCAAUGCCUCAGGCAGUGAGAUUGAAGGAAUGGGUUGGGAGUCUACAAAGAAUGGCACAGAGUUUACAGAAGGGAUUUCUUCUUUGCCACUUAAAAUCGACAAAGUGGAUGUUUGGAAAAUUGAUCCAAUGUGCUAUGCCAAUACCCCUGAUGACCAGUGUACAACAGUCCUAGAAGUCACGGUUUACAAAACCCCAGAUAGUGUGUCUGUAUCCGAGUCCCUUGAUGAAAUUGGCGUCAUGAGGGAGGGUCAGCCAUAUGAAAUAGCGUGUUCGAUUUUGAAUGUCGCACCAAUAAGAUACCUCUCUGUGAUUUGGUACAUUGGAAGUGUAUCUGUUUAUGAAGAACAUUUUAACCGUUCGGAUGAGCGUCCGAUCAAUGUGUCGUCUGUCCUCAAAAUGACGGCCAAUGGAAGCCAUGAUGGAAGUGAGAUCUGGUGCACUGCUAAGCUCAACUUGCAGACAGAGGGUGGUCCUCCUUCAAGAGAAUCAGUUCAGCAUCGGUUGACUGUACUCUACACACCUGUUUGCUCUGAGCCUGCGAACGAGACGCUGGAAAUUCCUGCAAGGGGAAAUGUAACAUUAAACUGCAGCGCCAAAGGGAAUCCGAAGCCAUCGUACAGCUGGCAUUACCCUCAAAACAUGCCAAGCACAGCCAUAAACGGGGACCACAGCAUCCAGACUCUGUCCUUUGCAGUUCCGGGGGUCUACACUUGUACUGCCUCAAACUCCCAGGGCACCACCGUCAAAUAUUUCACUCUCGUUGAAGCCGAAAGAGACCGAACAACCUUUUUAGUCCUGUUGGGAGUAUUUUUGACCCUCGGAGUCCUGAUAAUUGUUGGCGGUGCACUUUUCCUGACGUCUAGUGGGAGAUUUUCCUUCAAAAAUUGUCCUCCAGGAAGUUCUUCCGUUAUAUGAGGAGGAUUUGGGGUUUUGAAAAUUUUUAUUUCAGUAUUGUGAGAUGUUGCAAAAAUGUUUCUGGACCUCAAAUGACGGUGUUUGUCCUGCAUGCUCUGUGUGUGUCUUUAAAAACUUUACUAACCAACAUACGAAAUGAUAACUUAACAAUGGAGCAACUUGACCAUCAGAGCUUUAAAGUAGAACCAUGAGCCCUCUACUUUGUGGUACUUUUGAGGGAGAUCUCCUCAUGUUCUUUACUUUCUGUUUCUGUCUCUAUCAGUUGAAUCAUGUUGUAGAUGCCUCACUAACACACAUUUUCUGUUUUUACAACGUUAUCUCAUUCUCUAACAGGAUUUUCAACUCGUUGCCAGGGUCAGAGAUAAGAGUGAGAGAUUUCAAGCCCAGAUUCAGUUGAAUUCUGACUCACAAGUUCCUGAUUAAGGUGGAAUCUAGUUCUGAAGUUGUUUUUUUAGGUUAACUAAACAGUUUUACAAAUGAGAUGGUACAGACAUAACACACAUGCCUCUACUUUAAUGAAAUAAAUGACAACAAAUAUUCUGCAUUUUUAGACUUUAAAACACUAUUUUGAUGGUUUUGCUUGUAUUUGCACAAACCCUCCACCUUAACUUCCUUAAGGUAGCUGUGUGUGUGUAUGUGUGUUUAAAUUAUUGCAAAUAUUUGUGGUAUUUAGCAGUAUUUAAACUGCACACAUUAUCGCUUUUUGAAACAUGUUUAUUUCUCAUGUUUUUUUUUUUAAUCCAAAGUAUUGCCAAAGUAAGAUUUUGCUGUCAGGCCUGAAUGUAAUCUUGUUACAGCUUAUUCUGUGUUUUGGACAUUUUAGAAGUCAAUAGUAUGUCUUAAAUGUUUUUUUUUAACUUGUUUUAAAAUGUUGCCCUGUUUUAAAGCAGAAAAAAUAUUAUUUAUUGUGAAGCACUUUGGUAUGCUGUAAGGAGUUAUAAAGUGAAAUAUUCAUUAUUCAUUCAUUCAAAUGUUAUAGAUUAAGACUUUCCCAAUACCACAAUUUAGUGAGCAUUUUUAACGCUCUCUUUCUUUUAUUGGGAAAACUUGAAAAUACAGCAGGAAUAAUACAGUUUUAAUUGAAAAAAAAAAACUGCUUAAAGGAAAUAUAUAUUUACUUGAAAAGUCAUUAAAAUUUAAAAAGUGUUGCCCCAAUUAAUGUUGUGUAUUUGGAGAAAAAAAAACGUAAGAUUUGUCCAAUACUCGACAACUUCAGAUGGAACUUUAGAAAUUAAAUAAUACAACCAGGAACAUUAUAGUUUUAAUUAUAAAAUCUGUUUUGAGAGGAAUAUAUAAUGUGUUUUUCCCAGUAUAUUAUUUAGAAUUUCUUUCAUUUUUUUCACUUGAAAAGUCAUUCAACUUUGAAAAGUGCUGCCCCGAUUUUCCAACAUCUGACUGUUUUAGGAGUUUGGACCACAUUACCUACAGCAGUUUUUUUAUCAGGUAGUUUUGAAUAGAAAUGUAUUUUAAAGGCAAAUUUAUGUGAAUAAACCCAAGAAGUGUACAAAUGCAAGGCUGUAACCAAAGGAAAACAUCUGGUGUCAAAGAUAGGACAUUUCAACAAAAAAAAUCAAGUUGGACGUCCUUUCUUUAGGUACCAAGUGUGGAAGCUUUAACCCAAAUUUCUCUGAAGUCAUUUUAUACCCAGAUCUGCUCACAAAACUUGAUCUCAGUGACAUGGUUCGUGAUCUGUGUUUUAAAUAUAAAUUUAUAUAUAUAUAUAUAUAUAUAUAUAUAUUUUUUUUUUUUUUCAGGCAGCAUUGUUUUUGCUCACAACAGUUGCAUGUAAUGAUGAAAAUGAUUUUUAUUGAUGUUGUAUUUUUAUUAUCUUUACUGUGUAUAUAUUAACAAUUACAUUUUUGCUAUAUUUUCUAUUUUAUAUCUGUAUGCAUUGUUACGCUUUUGGACUGUUAAAUAAACUCUGUUCUGGUAUCCCAAACAUGCUUGUUUUUUAACAAAUAGAUUUGUUUAUUUUAAAUGUCUACAGGACUUUUACUUUGAAAAAUGUACAUUCCAAACUAUAUUUUUUAAGGCAUAUAACCUUAUUUUUUGCUUUGUUUCCUUUUGUGUUACUGAUGCCCCUAAGCUGAAUACUGAUUAAGGUAAAGUCAAACUAGUCAGUGUUUUCCUGCUGCCCUUUGUCAAUCUGUCGGGCCUCUUUUUCUGUCUCUUUGAGGCCAUCCAGUGCUGAGACUGCCAUACUAAUUAGUUCCCAGCAAAGUCAAUGUAAAGGGAAGUUUAUAGAAGUCUUUUCCUCCCUGCAAUAGACAACAAAAAGCUUUUCCUGAAAUCUUUUAAGUUCUGUCGCUGUCAUUACCCAAAAGUAGGCCAACUGUUUGUUUAUGCUCUGCCUGUGUUGCCAUAACAACCUGGCAGAGUACAUGCAGCUGAAUGAGUCAUUGACAGAAAAGAUAAAGCUUUUACUAUGGAUAUGGUUCUAGGGAAACUUGAAGCAUUUUUUAGGCUGCAUGCAGCACAAUCUUUCGGUUGAGAUUUGCAGCUGUCUUCAUAAAUACACAUGAAGGCAUUUGUAACUUGAGAUAUCUCACGCUGCAGUUUCAGUUCGGGUUGUUAUGCUGUGUAACAUUCUAGUCACAGUGCAGGUCCUACAAGCUUAAGCAUAGGGGCCAGAAGCAGCAGGACACAAGCAUGCAAGACAGGGGAAAAUAACCUAACUGAAGGAAAUAACAUGGUUUUGUGGAAAAAUGUAACUGUACUACAGCUUUUAUAAUGAAAAUCUACAUGGGUUUAUAUCCACAAUUGAAGAGGUUUAUAGAAAAGAAAACCACACAAAAAAAAGAAUUAAGAUUUACUUAAUGCCACAAAAAAUUAAUGAUCACGAUUGGAGAUCGGUUGAAGCUUUUGAAGCCCUUCGUUUCCAGCUUUAGGACAAAGUAGUGUUUUAUUUGUCAAUCAGCUGUUAAAUUUCCCUCUUUUUCUCCCCCUUUCCCCCCUCCCAUCCCUGAAGUCAGCUGGGAAAGGGCUUUGUGUUGGUCCAGCAUAGUUCCCUGCAGAGUUGCCGAGGUUGUUCAAGAAGGAAUUUCUCUGUCUCUCGACGAAUCCAUUUAAAAAAAAAAAAAAAAGAAAAAAAAAACAUGGGAAAUAACGUCCUAACGUGGAUUCUGGUUGUUUGCAUGUCUUCCUCAGCUUCAGGUGAAGGAUGCUCCCUAGUCCUCAAGCCUUCCAGGGUUGUGGUGGGCUUUGGGGAGUCGGUGUCAGUCAGCUGUGAAGCUACACGACCGGUUCAUGUGCUGGGCUGGGAAUCUGUCAUCGGUGCCUCGUACACACAUGAAAACCGCUCCGUCCAGUGGAAGGUGGACAGCCUUAUAGACUGGAUUGAGGAGCCUAUAUGCUACGGGGUGUUUUUCACAGCUCCACGACAGUGUGAGGAGAAGCUCAACCUGGUUCUCUUUAAAACUCCAGACAGAGUCUCCAUCAGGCAUGUGAACCACAGCGGCCCCAUGGUGGCAGGGAAAGAGUACGAGCUGCUCUGUGAGGUUCAGAAUAUUGCUCCUGUUCAGUAUCUCACCCUGAGGUGGUACAGAGGGCAGACGGAGGUUUAUACCCACUCGUUUGUUGACUCACCGUCUUCCUCACCCGCCCAAGUCUCGUCCACCCUCGUAAUCACUCCAACCCAAAGCGAAAAUGAAGCAGAGUAUAAGUGUGUAGCAGAGCUGGAGCUCGGACCUGAGGGGCCACAGCCACCUCCCUCUGUAACCUCAGAGCCUCUAAUUGCAUCUGUGCACUUUCCUCCAACAAUCCUCAGUCCUGAAACAGAAGUUUUGAACUUAACUUUGGGUAAUGAAAUCACCCUAAACUGCACAGCCACAGGAAACCCUGCACCUGUUUACACGUGGCAAUCCUUGCAUCCCAUGCAGGAGAAGAUGAUGGAUGAAGCCGUGGUUACCUCUUCUUCACUUCUCCCAGGAACCUACACCUGCACUGCCUCAAAUCUACUGGACCAGAAAAGCAAGCAGUUCAUUAUCAAAGCAAAAACCAAAGGUAUCUGAGGCAAACUACCUUGCAUGAAGGUCAGAAGACGACAUCCGGCGUGCAGAGAGCAAUGCUCUGAGAAGAUUUCACUGUUGUUUUCAGCACGGAAAUGAUGCAACCUUUUACAAUUCAGUGGAUAUUUAUGUAAAGUUAGAUUUCACAGGCAAGACCACAUUAAAAAAUGUUUUUGGCAAUUUCAUUUUUAAUGUGUUAGAUACAUUUUUAGAAUUGUAAUUCUUUUUCUUUUUCGUGUUAUUUUCUUGGUCCAGUUUAUGUGUUGGUUUGUGUACUUGACUAACAAAAUACAGCUUUGGUAAAUAACAAAAAAGAAUAAAUGAAAAAAUGUUUCAGUGGUUGCCAUUGUA